AUGGACCAAAACGAACACCAGACAGAUGCCCACCGGCGUCCGAAGAAACUAAUCUUCGCACCAGGCGACGUUGCACCAACCUCCAAGGAGCCCACCCCAGAACCCCAGCCCCAAGCAGCCAUCGACCUAACUAUAGAAGCCCUCCGCACCUCAGCCUCAACGCCAGACUCCACGACAGAAACCGAAGUCCUCUCGAACGCCGCGCGCGCGCACCAAUUCGGCACAAACCCACCCCUAACCAUCUCCCAAAUCCACGGCACAAACCCACUCCACCAAUUCAACACGUGGUUCCGCGACCCGCGCCUCCCAGCCUCCUCCGCCCCGGAAACAUGCACCCUAUCAACAGCCUCCCUGCCCUCGGGCCGCGUCAGCGCGCGCAUCGUAUACCUAAAAGAACUCGACGAGCGCGGCUGGGUCGUCUACAGCAACUGGGGUAGUCGGGAAGGCAAAGGCGGACAAGUAUUCGGGCUCGGUGAGAGCGAUACGCUCGGGGCCAUGCCCGAACCAGACUCAGAGCCAACGGUGACCUCUGAGAUCGGGUCUGGAAAUAAAUGGGGCGCGCUGACGUUCAGCUGGGCCACUGUUGAGCGCCAGGUUCGGAUUGAGGGCUUGCUUGAGCCGCUUAGUCGUGAGGAGAGCCAGAUGUAUUGGCGGACGCGCGAGCGCGGGAGUCGGAUCGGGGGAUGGGCGAGUUGGCAGAGUAGGGUUUUGUGGUCUGCGGAGCCGCCGCAGCUGGAGGAGAAUCAGCGGAGGAAGAGCGUGGCGAAGUUGCAGGGGGCGUUUUCUGGGGACUCCGUUGUUCCGGCGGAUAUUGAUCUGACGGAUGUUGAGGACGGACGGACGUUGUUGGAGUCGAAGGUUAAGGAGAUGGAGGAGAGAUUUGCCGGUGUUGAGGAUAUUCCCCUGCCGCCCUUUUGGGGUGGUGUGAGGCUUGUGCCGGAGUCUGUGGAGUUCUGGCAGGGACGACGGAGUCGCUUGCAUGACCGGUUCCGGUAUGUGCGUGUUGAGGGCGAGGGGGAGGGUGCUAAGUGGCGGCUUCAGAGGCUGUCGCCGUAG
Messenger RNA from Penicillium egyptiacum, 1056 nucleotides. Lineage: Eukaryota; Fungi; Ascomycota; Eurotiomycetes; Eurotiales; Aspergillaceae. The record is from the annotation of a GenBank genome assembly.